This is a messenger RNA of Leptonychotes weddellii (Weddell seal), 1086 nucleotides long. Lineage: Eukaryota; Metazoa; Chordata; Mammalia; Carnivora; Phocidae. The record is from RefSeq and is a predicted model, not a curated record.
UGCCCCGAGGGUCUGAGGGUGAGGGCUAGAGAAUCGUGGUCCCUUGGUGGCCCAGGGCUGGGCACCUGUGGUGGGCAAGGGGAGGCAGGGGACGCCAUGCUGGAUUAGUGCCUAUCACACGUCUCCCACUCUCUACUCCACAGGGUGAACCCGGUACAGAUGGUGCGGCCGGCAAAGAGGGACCCCCUGGAAAACAGGGACUCUAUGGACCCCCUGGUGCAAAGGGUGAUCCGGGACCUUCAGGACAGAAGGGCCAGGCAGGAGAGAAGGGGAGAGCCGGCAUGCCUGGCGGGCCUGGCAAGAGUGGCUCCAUGGGGCCUGUUGGGCCACCGGGUCCGGCAGGAGAGAGAGGCCACCCUGGCUCCCCGGGGCCUGUGGGGAGCCCCGGCUUGCCUGGGAUGCCUGGCUCCAUGGGAGACAUGGUGAAUUAUGAUGAAAUCAAGAGGUUCAUCAGACAAGAGAUCAUUAAAAUGUUUGAUGAGAGGAUGGCUUACUACACCUCCAGGAUGCAGUUCCCCAUGGAGAUGGCUGCAGCUCCGGGUCGCCCAGGGCCCCCAGGGAAGGAUGGUGCUCCAGGCCGGCCAGGCGCUCCGGGGUCACCCGGACUCCCUGGUCAGAUCGGCAGGGAAGGACGGCAGGGCGUGCCAGGAAUGAGAGGAUUGCCCGGUACUAAGGGUGAAAAGGGGGACAUUGGUAUCGGCAUUGCAGGAGAAAAUGGUCUCCCCGGCCCCCCAGGUCCUCAAGGCCCUCCAGGGUAUGGCAAGAUGGGCGCCACUGGACCGAUGGGCCAGCAAGGCAUUCCUGGCAUCCCUGGCCCCCCGGGUCCCAUGGGCCAGCCAGGCAAGGCUGGCCACUGUAACCCCUCUGACUGCUUUGGGGCCAUGCCCAUGGAGCAGCAGUACCCACCCAUGAAGAACAUGAAGGGGCCUUUCGGCUGAAAUCACCAGCUCUGUCAGAUGAAGGACUCUAUUGGGAACAUUUGGCUGAAACUUACAGGACUCUGUGAUGGGUUGUGAAUGUUUUGUUUUUCUUAAUUGCUAUUAAUAUUUUUUUAUCAAUAAAUGAACAAAACUACCUGCAACCCCA